Pteropus alecto (black flying fox) is the source of this 2571-nucleotide messenger RNA. RefSeq names its product chromosome unknown C18orf63 homolog (gene CUNH18orf63). The coding region runs from base 1 to 2571 and encodes 856 amino acids. The record is from RefSeq and is a predicted model, not a curated record. Lineage: Eukaryota; Metazoa; Chordata; Mammalia; Chiroptera; Pteropodidae. The transcript has 15 exons.
AUGAAUGAUUCUAGGCAGCCGUCACUCUUUUUCAUCACCCUUCCAGAUUUACACAAACUCUGUGCUGUCAGGAUAGUAUUGAGCAAUAGGAUGGCAGAUUCAGAGGUUAGGAGUACACAAAUGAAGAUGUGCAGGCAAUUGCUGUUUUUGCACCAAGAUAUCCUUACAUCACCUGUGCCUGGAAUAUUUAACCAAAUUUGGGUGGUGAUGGCGAUACCAUUUUAUAAAGCUGGAAAACUUAGUGCAUAUAUUGAAAAAUAUGAAGCUAAGGUGGAGGCACCACAAAGAGUAAUUCCUGUGAUUCUUCAAAACUGCCUUUCAUAUACACUCACGGCUAGACUUGCUCCAGCCUGGAAUAAAACUGGCCAUCUCUUAGUUCAAGGAAGAGAGUUUCUUUCUCAGAUGGGAAAGCAAAGAGCUGUUGUAUUAAACAUCAAUGUAACAGAAACGCAAGUUUGUCUAAGUAUAGAAGCUUAUACAAUCAGACUGCCACCACCUGAGCUAAGAGAAUUUGAUAUUUCUCAGAGUAUCAUAAAGAAUUUUGAUACUCACAAGAAUGCUGUCAUUGAGGGACAUUCGAUUUUAAACAACUGGUGCUACGUUUUGCCAAGUAUGAAAAUGGGAAAGAUAUUAAGUAUUCUUCAUACGGCGCCCCCUGACUGCCCUUUUCGCUCAUAUGGAGAUUUCCAGAUGCACUGGGAUGACUUGUAUGGCUAUAAACUUCCAGAAGAUUGUGGAAAUAUUAAAAUAUACUGCAACAUCUACUUCAAAAUGAUAGGAGAAAGGAGCUUUACAUACCCUCUCAGUUGCAUCAGAAGCCAGCCCAUACAGUUCUUUCCAAGGGUAGAUUUGGAAGACGUGUUGAAAAGUUUUCUUUCAGAUUUAAAAUCUAAACUGCCCCACGUAUGUGGAUUUCCCAUAAAAAUGACAACGAAACCCUGCUACUACACUCAAGAGCUAACUAAACCACGUGUACAGGAAAACAAAGUAAAGGCACCCAAUCUGACCUCUAAACAAAUGUUCAGGUCCUGUCUGACCCAGGCCCCUUCCACACGACCCUCCCUGGCUCAACAUCUGCCGAGCUCAGUAGCCAUGGACCACAAGGUGGAGCGUUUGGUCAGCCAGCAGAAGCCCUGCAUGUCCUCAGCUCUGCCCCUCCAGCUGCAGUCCGUUCAGAGCAGAGCUAAGUCCCUAUCUGACAGGGCACUACAAGCUCACUCGGAAGUGCCAAAGCCUCCCAGAGGAGAUGAUCCUCAAGUCCAAGAUGAGAAUUUCAGCUCCCAAAGUAGUGUUGCCCCUCAAUUCAUACCAGUUUUCAAAAAUCAGUCUUUACAGAUGAACAAAAAUAUCUUAGAAACUGGAAACCUGAAAAGAAAACAAUAUGUUACAGAAUCUAAGUUGUUUUCACUUAAAACCAGUGUGAUCCAGGAUGACAAACUGAAUUUAAAUCCUUCUAAAAAAAAAGGAUCUAAUCGUAACACUCAGAUGAAUGCUAGAAAUUUAAACCAGAAACCUAGACCUCUGCAAAAGAAAAACACCGAAUCCUGUGAAAAUAUGACAAAAUCUCCACCCCCUAAUGGAAAAUCAUCAACUGUGAAUAUAAAUGAAAGUAAACAGUUGUCCGAUAGUUUAGGAUUUCAGAUGUCAAAUAAUAAUUUAGGUUUAAUUAAAAGUGCCAUUGACUUCCAAGUGAAUGGAAAAGAAAAUUUAAGAAGCAAAUAUGUAACACAAAUGUUAGGGAAAGGACACGAGUCACUAACAGUGAAAAGACAACCAUACAUUUUUGAAUCAGACACAGAAAUGGAAAAUGCCCCACUGCCACAGCAACAACCAGUAAAUCAGACUGAAGAAGCUGAUGUCAGUUACCACAGACUGAUUAUAAGCAGAACAGCUCACAGGUCUAAAAGAAAAUUAUGUCAGGACACUUCAAAAUCUUCAAAGAAGCCUCAUUCCAGUAAUACCUGUCAUGAGCAGUCCACCUCUUCUAGGAACCAGAUACAUGACUUGGCCAAAUCAAAACCUAAGAAAUCUCUCAUCAUUCCUAAAGCUUACAACAUGGACGCGAAAGAAGGCACUGUCCAUCAGGUUUUCCGUCCACAGAAACAGCACUCAGCAGUGUUGGUGGUGUUUGCUCAGUCACUGGAGGCAGAUUCUUUAUGUGCCAAAGAGCUGCCACCCGUCAUCCACUUCAGAGGCUGCCGUGGCGGUGUGGCAACAGAGGAUGGGGUGCUGUGGGACCACAUUCUCCCCACCACCCGAUCCACACGUGUGCCGGGUGCCGUGCUGGCGGCGGGGAUGCACAGGUGCACGCGGCAGUUCCGUGCGCUCCUGAACCCCAGCAUGACCGCUUCAUUUUCUUUGAACAAUACAGAUGCAGAAUUGGUAACGAGGAAGUUCUCGCACCAUGAAGACCAAGAACUUUCUACCUCGAGUCAGAUACCAUCUGCACAGUCCCGCUCAGAACCCAGCACCAUGCUGCGAAGACCAAGCACCGGGCGAGAACACACCCAGCCCACGGGCCAGCCUGUCAGCGAGGGCGCCAUCUUGGAAAUGGACCUUCCUGCCUCCUAG